UGAAGCAGUAGCAAAAGUUCAACUUUUCACAGAAAUCGACAUGAUACUCUAGGUUUGUCGUCUCCAAUUUGAUAAUUAGGAUUGGUUAUGGAAGUCAAAUCGUUGGACCUGGGGAUUUGAUCAAAAGGGUUUUAACUUUAGACAUGAUUACAUGUUAUUCAUAAAAUUAAUCUUUACACAUGUAGAAAUGUUGUGCAUAAUUCGAGUAUAUAAAGAACAAAAAUUGUACAUAAUUGAUAUGAGAUGUCAAAAUGAUUCUAGAAAUGUCAAAUUUUGUCACUUUGGUAGUAACAGUAGUAGUGGGUAGUAUUUGUGACUUUUAUAUGAGUUGGCCUCAUGCUUUACUUUACUGCAUUUAUCUAAUUUCGAAUAAAUGAACCGAUAACGUUUGACAUUUGGUUCUUUUGUGUGUUAGUAGUCAUGUAUAUAGAACACUAUCUAAAGCAAUUUAUAUAUCAAAUCAUUGAUAUUAACUUGUAAAUCAUUUUUUGCAUAGUGCACUAUAGAGUUGUGACACAUUUAAGGUAUUAGUUUGAGGUUGAAUUGACAAUGUUUCAUUGCUUUACUACAAUUUUGUGUUGCCUUGGAGCUUUCUAUGUGUAGUCGUGAAAUAGCUUGUAAGUCGUUAUUUUUGUCCAAUAAUUUGGUAAAUGAUUGCUUUGAGAAAUAAGAUUGCUAACUCAAUUAUUGUUUUGCAUUUUGCAAUAGGAAAAAUGGAUGAUGAAGACAUAGUGAACGUGAAGAUAAGUAAUAGAUGUAGAAUGAAAUUGAUCGAUGAAGUUUUCUAUAGCUUAGAUGAAAAGCAUCAGGACCUAUUAACCAAUUCCUGCUUUGGACAUUUGUUAUGCCUAAGAAAGAUAAAACUUGCAUCCCAAUUAGUUCACCAAUUGAUUCUGAGGUCAAUAAGUACCUCAAAAGAAAAUGAAGUAUUUAUUAAGGUUGGAGACAAGCUUGCAAGAUUUGGAUUGCAAGAAUUCACACUGGUGACUGGGCUUAAAGCGGGGGAUUUGGAGAACGAGGAUCCGAAGCUAGGGCAAAAUUGUAGACUCGUGAAAGAGCGUUUUAAGCGUAGCAACGGCAAAAUAAAGAGAGGUUUAUUGUUACAAGUUUUCAAACGCUGCAAGCAUAAGAAUGAUAAAUAUAAGUUGGGCCUCCUCGUCAUAUUGAUGUACGUGGUUUUGGCAGCAGAGGAGAAUACAUUUGUUAACCCAUGGUUGUUUUAUUUGGUGGAUGAUCUCGAUAGAUUUAACAACUAUUCAUGGGGGAGAAAGUCAUACGAGUACACUAUUAAGGUUUUUAAACGUAAUUUGGGAGACAUGUUGAAGGGUUAUACAACUUCUCAGCGAUAUCCGUAUUCUCUGCAUGGAUUUCCAUUUGCAAUCAUGAUUUGGGCAUUUGAAGCAAUUCCCGGUGUUGGAAAGAAAUUCGGUCGUGUAACAGUCGAUUCCAGAAUUCCAAGAAUGAUAAGCUGGGAAAUGUCCAAGCAACUUAGGGGGGAAACACUUUGCACAUUUUUUGAAUCGUCAAAUAUAGAGGUACAUUGUACGCUUAAUCCUACAGACGAUGAAUUGCUGGAGCCGUUCUGGAAGGAAUCCGGACCUUUUGAUAGUGAAGCGGAUCCUAAGUUGGAAAAAGUUGCUUCCAAGGAUGAAGGCUGA
Messenger RNA from Olea europaea var. sylvestris, 1658 nucleotides. RefSeq lists its product as uncharacterized. NCBI's taxonomy places the organism in Eukaryota, Viridiplantae, Streptophyta, Magnoliopsida, Lamiales, Oleaceae. The record is from RefSeq and is a predicted model, not a curated record. Bases 651 to 1658 code for a protein of 335 amino acids. The transcript is spliced from 3 exons.